AUGGCGCCGCCAAAGCAACCAAAGGGAGAGGCUAAUCGGAAACGAAAAAACUCAUCUGAAGUUUUCCAAGAAGAUAAAAAUAAACUUCAGAAGCCGUCUUCAUCUUCAUUUGAUAAUAACGUUGUUUUUUCUACCUUCCCGAAUGACUCUAAAUCUGAUAUAUACCCUGAAUCAUCUCAAAGCAAUGGGACUUUCCAAGGAGACAGCAUCAUGUCAAAAUUGAAAGAAGAAUUUGCAGAACUGUGUUUCAAACUUAAUGUUACAGAGAUGCUUAAGCUGAAAGCUCAGGACCAAUGGGAAGAAUUAUGGCUCAAAGAGCCAAAAUUAUUUGAUAAUAAACAAAUUGCCUGGUUUGCGUGCGCCCUCUACACUGCACUAAUUGACAGCCGAUCUCCAGAUGGAAAUCCUCCACAAUUUACUGUAACAGAUUUAUUACUAAACAGCAAUGUCCACUUCCAAGAAUUUUAUUCCCAUAUGCAAAAAUAUCGUGAUAUCCAAAACAUCAGUGAUGCAGUGAAAGACCAUUUGCAACAAUUGGGAAAACAUUUCUGCAUUUCAAGUGCUAUAGAUAAAGUUAUUCGAUUAAAAAAACUCUGUUGGGUUUUCUUUCUUCUUUGCAAAGCCUCUUACAGGAAUGUUAACACAGAAUUAAUCUUCUGUAUUCAACUGCUGGUGUCUUGUGUACAUUACAUAGCUGUGCAUACAAUUUCAGAAUUGCUGAACCCUCCAUAUGACAAUGAUAGAGGUGCCAUCUUGAAUAAAAACUUUAAAAAUCCUUGUGAGCUCAAACCUGCAAAGGAAGCAGUGGAACAGGUUGUUGGAAAUGUUCUUAAGGUUGAAAAUGUUCAUUUGGAUGUCGAGAAACUUACUGGCAUGUAUCUUGAAACAUACAAGAGAGAAGGAAAUAUUAAUGAGCUCUUCUUUUUGGAUCAUAACCCCAUCUUAAUUCCUUUACAGUCAAACGAUAAAGAGAAACCAGCAUAUCAUCCUAAGGAUAACUCAAACAGUUCACCUCACAGACUUGCUCCCCUUACUCCAUUUUAUCUCCUCUUGUCACGUCUUACCUCCCCCUCCUCCUUUUGUGUCGCCUUACCUCCCCUCCCCCUCCUUUUGUGUCGCCUUACCUCCCCCCUCCUUUUGUGUCACCUUACCUCCCCUCCUCCUUUUGUGUCACCUUACCUCCCCCUCCUCCUUUUUCUCCUUUAUUAUCUCUCCCUACUCCAUAUUAUCUCUCCCUACUCCUUUUUCUCCCUCAUCAAAUUAUUUUUUAUUCUUUUCUUUUUUUGCUUAUUCCUUUAUUCUUUUCUUUUCUUUUUUUGCUUAUUCCUUUAUUCUUUUCUUUUCUUUUUUUGCUUAUUCCUUUAUUCUUUUCUUUUCUUUUUUUGCUUAUUCCUUUAUUCUUUUCUUUUCUUUUUUUGCUUAUUCCUUUAUUCUUUUCUUUUCUUUUUUUGCUUAUUCCUUUAUUCUUUUUUCUUUUUUGCUUAUUCCUUCUCCACUCCAAUGCACUGUUCUGGUGCAUUUAAUCAGAAAUUACUUUUUGUUUUCAUUAUUUUCAGUACUGCAGUAACAAAAGUUGAACAACUCAUGAAUUUGUUGAUGGAACAACCAGAUAAACCAGAUGAUGUUCUUAAAGAAUUUUUUCAGAAAUGCAACCCAAACCCAUCAGAUAUAAUCUGUGGGCGAAUCAGAAACUGUGAGAUCGCAUUUGUUCAACGUUUCUUGGCCUUUGGUGGAGAACAGCCAUUCAUACAAAAGUUGGCACAACAAAGAUACCAGCUCAUAGUGAAAUUAUAUUUCCGUACACUGAAGUCUUUACUUAUAUCUGAACAACGUCGCUUGGGUAAGAACUUUUCUACAGGCUUUUUACAUACGGACAAUUUCCACCGGUCAUUGCUAGCAUGUUCAGCUGAAGUAAUUCUAAUGACGUAUGGUGUCUCAUGGAACAUGGCACCACAAAAUAUGAAAACAGGCAGUUCAGAAUUUGACUUUCCUUGGGUAUUAGAAGUAUUUCAUUUAAAGGCUUAUGAAUUUUUUUUGAUUAUUGAAAGUUUUCUGCGUUCUGAAAUUAAACUCUCUGAAGAGAUACAGAAGCACAUUCAAAAAGUGGGAGAUGAAAUUUUGGAGCGUUUUGCCUGGAAAGAGGAUUCUCCUGUGUUUGAUAUUAAAAGUGACUGUCUAGAAGAAAUUCUUGAACCUCCAACUAGUGAAAAUGGAAAUGAUUCCAUGAGCACUCCAACAAAGAACAAUAAUAAUAAUAAUAAUGGUACUUCACUUCCUGGAACACCUGGCAGUGGUAAUAGCAGCUAUAGUAAUAUUACCAAUGUCCCAACCACCUCAUACACCACGUACACAUGCAUCAACAACAAUAUUUCUCCCUCCUCCUCCUCUUCCAGUCCAGUAAAGGUAAGACUUGAGUAUGACUUUUUUUCCUAUCUCUUUUUUUUUUUCCAUGUCAUCCUGUUCCUGUUUCUUGUCUCUUCCUGCCUCUGUUUCCGUCUCUCUCCUCUUCCUGCCUCUGUUUCCGUCUCUCUCCUCUUCCUGCCUCUGUUUCCGUCUCUCUCCUCUUCCUGCCUCUCCUUCCUGCCCUGUUUCCGUCUCUCUCCUCUUCCUGCCUCUGUUUCCGUCUCUCCCCUUCCUGCCUCUGUUUCCGUCGUCUCCUCUUCCCUGCCUCUUCCUGCCUCUGUUUCCUGCCUCUGUUUCUCUCCCUUCCUGCCUCUGUUUCCGUCUCUCUCCUCUUCCUGCCUCUGUUUCCGUCUCUCUCCCCUUCCUGCCUCUGUUUCCGUCUCUCUCCCCCUCCUGCCUCUGUCUCCGUCUCUCUCCCCCUCCUGCCUCUGUCUCCGUCUCUCUCCCCCUCCUGACUCUGUCUCCGUCUCUCUCCACUUCCUGCUUCUCUGUUAUCUGUUUUUUUCUGUUUGUUUUCUUUUCCAUAUCUUUCCCCACUCUUAUGUUUCCUUUUUAUUUUCUUCUUUUGCAUCAAUCAAAAUAGUCUAUGACUUGUGCCAAGCUGUUAAAGUAAAUCACGAAUUGAAGCAGAAAGUCUGGACCUGCCUUAGAUACUGUAUUAUUUCCCAGAGAGAACUUUUACGACAACGGCAUCUUGAUCAGGUUACUUUUUUAUUGGUUUAUCUGAAUUUUUUCUUUUUUUUUUCUCUCUCCUUUCUUCUUUUUUUUCUCUCCUUUCUUCUUUUUUUCUCUCCUUUCUUCUUUUUUUUCUCUCCUUUCUUCUUUUUUCUCUCUCCUUUCUUCUUUUUUCUCUCUCCUUUCUUCUUUUUUCUCUCUCCUUUCUUCUUUUUUCUCUCUCCUUUCUUCUUUUUUCUCCCUCCUUUCUUCUUUUUCUCUCUCCUUUCUUCUUUUUUUUCUCUCCUUUCUUCUUUUUCUCCCUCCUUUCUUUCUCUUAUUUUUUUUUUAUUGUAUUUCUUUUUUCCUUUUUUCUUUUUUCCUUUACUUUUUUAUACUACAUUGAGAAUUUUAGUGAGAGGAAUAUUUCAUCCUCCGCCUCCUUCCUUUCAUUUCUUUUUCUUUUCCCUAUGA
Molecule: messenger RNA, 3531 nt
Organism: Acanthosepion pharaonis
Lineage: Eukaryota; Metazoa; Mollusca; Cephalopoda; Sepiida; Sepiidae
Source: the annotation of a GenBank genome assembly